CUCAGCCUCCCUUCCCUGGCAGACGCUUGGGUGCUGCCGCGCCUGCAUCCUCUUCUCUCUGACUCUUUUUUGUUUUUUUUCCUCCCACUCCCACAAAUGCAACCCGUAGUUUAACAGCUGAGAACGUAAGAAACAAAGAAAAGAAAAUAGAAGAAAAAACAGACAAAAGUAGCCACUCCACGAGGCGACUCACAACAAUGACCCCGUCCUGACUAUAUCUGAAUGGAUUAAGCCAAUCUAUUCCGAGCUCUAAUGAGAUUAGAGAGUCAGCGCGCCGACGUGGGUCGCGGCGGCGCGGCACCUUUCGUUGAGCUCCUCAGUCGGGGAACAUUUGUCCCCGUCAGCCAGCAGACCUGCCCGGCGUGGAAAUGGCGCGUGCGAUGCCGCGGACGCGAGUGGAAAAUAACGGACGCUUGAACGCACGCUCACCUGUGCUGCUUUUGUGGCGCGCGGAUUCCUCGAAGUGAGAGAAGAGUUCGCGGCGGCGCGAGCGGCAGCAGCAGCAGCAGCAGCUGUCAACCGGAGGAGAGAUGAAGUACCAGAAGUAUAUAACGGUGAUGCAGAUGGCCAUGGGAGUGACAGCCUCCAACAAAGACUGCCUUCCCGUUAAGAGACAGCUGUGGGUAACCCCGCAAGAAGGAGAUUCAUCCCCCUCAGAUGUUCCCGGGUCUUCUAGUGGAUCAGUAGGUGCUACUGGUGGCGCAGGUGCUAUAGCUUUGCCUGCCACCUCAACUCUCUCGUUGCCUCUGAGCCAAGCUAAACCUUCUCUGCGUCGCAUCAAGGGCCGCAUCCAUCGCAGCAAGAGCCUGGACAGCAUGGACCUGCUCGACUCCAGCAGUGCAGCGAUGGAAGAAACAAUAAUAUGGGAACAGCACACAGUGACUCUUCACAGGGCAGCAGGAUUUGGGUUUGGCAUCGCCAUCUCAGGCGGACGAGACAACCCUCAUUUCCAGAGCGGAGAGACGUCCAUUGUUAUAUCUGAUGUGUUGAAAGGAGGACCUGCAGAGGGUCAGCUACAGGAAAACGAUCGAGUCGUGAUGGUCAACAGUGUCUCCAUGGAUAACGUGGAGCAUGCAUAUGCCGUUCAGCAACUUCGCAAGAGUGGCAAAAAUGCAAAGAUUACUAUUCGUCGGAAAAGAAAAGUACAACUCCCAGUUUCCAAGCCUGGCGACAGGGAGACGAUGUCUGAGCACGAGGAAGAGUACAGUGAUGAGGACGACGGUUAUGAUCGCCAGGGUGGCCACGCUGGCCAAAGUGCCUACGGAGGCGCGAGUGGAGGCGCCGGCAGGCGUCACGAGCGUGAGCGCAGCAACAGCGGGAAGCGGGAUCACAGUGCCUCGCGGGAGAGAAGCAUCUCACCGCGUUCUGAUCGCCGAUCACAAGCCUCAUCUGCUCCUCUCAAGCCUUCCAAGGUCACCCUCGUCAAGUCCCGAAAAAAUGAAGAAUAUGGCCUACGGCUGGCCAGCCACAUCUUUGUGAAAGACAUCUCUCCAGAGAGCCUGGCUGCCAGAGAUGGAAACAUCCGGGAGGGGGACGUCGUGCUAAAGAUCAAUGGCACCGUUACAGAGAACCUCUCGCUGAUAGAUGCCAAGAAGCUGAUCGAGAGGUCAAAGGGCAAGCUAAAGAUGGUGGUGCAGAGAGAUGAAAGAGCCACGCUGCUCAACAUUCCCGACCUUGACGAUAGCGUCCCGUCAGCCAAUAACUCCGACAGAGAUGACAUUUCAGAGAUCCAUUCGCUGACAUCCGACCAUUCCAACCGAUCCCACGGGAGAGGUCAGUCACGCUCCCCCGACAGGAUGGACGCCGCGGACAUCCUCCGUCACUCUCCUCGGCAGAUAAGCAACGGCAGCCACCGGAGUCGAGAUGAGGAGCGCAUCUCCAAGCCGGGGGGCAUGUCCACUCCAGUCAAAGCCUUUGACGAUGGUGUGUUGUCUCAGGCCAGCGACCAGGCCAGCUCCAGUAACGACAAACAGCUGCCUCCGCUGCCUGAACCAAAGCCAGUGUAUGCACAACCCGGUCAGCCAGAUGUGGACCUGCCCGUCAGCCCCUCCGACGCACCAGUGCCCAGCGCCUCUCACGACGAAAGCAUCCUCAGGCCAAGUAUGAAAUUGGUCAACUUCAAGAAGGGAGAGAGUGUUGGGCUGCGGUUAGCUGGGGGGAACGACGUGGGGAUUUUUGUGGCAGGAGUUUUGGAGGAUAGUCCAGCUGCUAAGGAGGGGCUGGAGGAGGGGGACCAGAUUCUCAGGGUCAACAAUGUGGACUUUGCCAACAUCAUCCGAGAAGAGGCAGUGUUGUUUCUGUUGGAUCUCCCAAGAGGAGAAGUUGUUACUAUUCUGGCACAGAAGAAAAAAGAUGUGUAUCGGAGGAUAGUGGAGUCUGACGUCGGCGACUCUUUCUACAUCCGGACACAUUUCGAAUACGAGAAGGAAUCUCCUUAUGGACUGAGCUUUAACAAGGGCGAGGUUUUUCGUGUGGUGGACACGCUCUACAAUGGCAAAUUAGGCUCCUGGCUCGCUAUCCGCAUCGGGAAGAAUCACCAGGAAGUGGAAAGAGGCAUCAUUCCCAACAAGAACAGAGCGGAGCAGCUAUCCAGUGUGCAGUACACCCUCCCUAAAACUCCAGGGGGCGACAGAGCGGACUUCUGGAGGUUCAGAGGGCUGCGAAGUUCCAAGAGGAAUUUGCGGAAAAGCAGGGAGGACCUGUCCGCCCAGCCGGUUCAGACCAAGUUCCCUGCCUACGAGAGGGUUGUGCUGAGGGAAGCCGGAUUCCUGAGGCCAGUGGUUAUCUUUGGGCCGAUCGCAGAUGUGGCCAGGGAGAAACUGGCCCGGGAGGAGCCAGAAAUAUUUGAACUAGCAAAAACACAGCAACAACAAGGAGGGGAAAGGAGCGAACCGAGGGACGCAGGAACCGACCAGAAAAGCUCGGGCAUCAUUCGCCUGCACACGAUCAAGCAGAUCAUUGACAGAGACAAGCAUGCGGUGCUGGACAUCACCCCCAACGCAGUGGACCGUCUGAACUACGCUCAGUGGUAUCCGAUUGUUGUGUUUCUAAACCCGGACACCAAACAGGGAGUCAAGAACAUGAGGACCCGACUGUGCCCCGAUUCCAGGAAGAGUGCCAGAAAGCUUUUUGACCGAGCUCUCAAAUUAAGGAAGAACAACCACCACCUCUUCACCACAACCAUUAACCUGAACAGCAUGAAUGAUGGCUGGUUUGGAGCACUGAAAGAGAUAAUCCAGCAGCAGCAGAACCAAUUGGUGUGGGUUUCAGAAGGCAAGGCUGAUGGGGCCGGUGAUGACGACCUAGACAUCCACGACGACCGCCUCUCCUACCUGUCGGCGCCGGGCAGUGAGUAUUCCAUGUACAGCACCGACAGUCGGCACACGUCCGACUACGAGGACACGGACACGGAGGGAGGAGCCUACACCGACCAGGAGCUGGACGAGACAAACGAUGACGUGGGCCUGCCCGCCGAGCUGGCCAUCACCCGGUCCUCGGAGCCGGUCCGGGAGGAGCCGCCGGUCAUCCAGGAGCCCCCCGGCUACGUGCCCUUCUCGCACUCGGUGCAGCCGGACCCACUGAACCGCAUCGAUCCGGCUGGGUUCAAAGCCCCAGUGCCGCAGCAGAGAGCAGAGGCCACGCCUAGCAUCUCCAGGCAGCCUGAGCCGCUGGCUGAGGCUGUGCCCCCUGCUGUCGACGUUACUGUAAAAACUGUAGGGGCUCUGAGCAUUGAUGAGGCUCCCGCAGCUCCUUACAGCAAGCCGAGCCCCAGCCAAGAGGCUGGCUCGGUUAGGAGGCCCACCCCUGAGCUAGCGCCUCAGAGCAUCACCCCAGAGCCUCUACAGUCCGGACUGGCCAGUCCAGAACCAAAGAUGUUUCAGAAGGAUCCGUACGGCGCGGAAAACACGGGCAGGAUCCCGAACAGCAUGAAGGCUGGGAACUACAACCCUCCGCAGCCAUAUCACCCCGACCAGCAGACGUACAGAGAUUACGACCAUCCGCCCAGUCGCUACGACGUCGGCAGCGGAGGCGGGGGUUACCCAGAGUCAAAGUACAGGAGCAACAAUCAUAUCCCGCUCUACGAGAACAGUAUGCCUCAGUUCGACCAGCAGCAGCAGUGGAACCCCUACGGCCAGCCGCCCUCUACUGCCAACUCCCAGGGCUAUGACCUCCGUCUGCGUUACGCCGAUGAGCCCGAAGCACAGUACACCCCUCCUCUACGCUACGACGAGCCCCCACCACAGCAGGGCUUCGAUGGACGACCUCGUUACGGAAAACCAACAGCCCCAGGCCCGGUUCAUUAUGACGACCUCCCGCCACCUCCUCAAGGAUCUGAUCUCAUCUACGACCAGGAUUCCCGCUUGGGGUACCCGUCAGCCAGCCGCUCCCCAGAACCCGCGCCCCAGCGACCCGCCUAUAACCAGGGGCCGAGCUUGCAGCCGAAAGGCUUCAAACCCCAGCACUACGACCCGACUCCAGCGAACUCUGUAGCCAGCCUUACGCCUCCUCCAAAAGCAGACACCCUCUCCCCUUCACCCAUGGAGGCUGCAAAACCCGCACCUUCCAGAGACGAGCCCCAGGAGGACGAUCCCGCCAUGCGGCCCCAGUCCGUCCUGACGAGGGUCAAGAUGUUCGAGAACAAACGGUCCGUGUCGGUGGAUCGAGUCAGAGAUGCGGGGGAUUCGACUGGAAACAGGGCCGCUGAUUUACCCCUGAAAGCAGGUGGCGUGAUCCCUAAAGCAAAUUCUCUUAGCAACCUGGAUCAAGAGAAGACCUUUAGAGCUCCCGAGCCCCAGAAGACGCAGCCCAAGGCAGCUGACGACAUCGUCCGCUCUAACCAUUACGAUCCAGAGGAGGACGAGGAUUACUACAGGAAGCAGCUGUCCUACUUUGACAGACUUCAGACCGGCCCUAACAAACCACAAGCACAAACAGCUCACACCUUCCCCAGGACUGAGCCAGUAGAGAAGCCGAGUCCAGUGGAGAAAAAGUAUGAACCAGUUCCUCAGGUGACGCCGUCUCUGCCACCCGCCACACUGCCUAAACCGUUGCCUGAAGCCAAGGUUCCAGUCCGAGAAAACACUGUCCACAGCAACUUUCUGCCUCAGAAGAGCUUCCCUGAAAAGUCUCCAGUUAACGGCACAAGCGAACCGCCUCCAAAGACGCUCCCCGGCACCGGGGCGCCAUCCAGCUACAACCGCUUUGUUCCCAAGCCCUUCACCACUUCCGCCAAGCCUUUCUCGCGGAUGUUCGACAGUCCGAAAUUCAACCACAACCUUCUGUCCAACGAUAAACCUGAGAUUGCUCCAAAGGCUCCAAGCUCCAGUCCAGUGAAGCCUCAGAUCCCGCCGCAGCCUCAGAACGCGGACCACGACAGCGGCCUGGACACGUUCACACGCACUCUGGAUAAUCGCCCCAAACACCAGCAGAACAACGUCAACGCCGUGCCCAAGGCCAUCCCUGUCAGCCCGAGCGCCCUCGAAGACGACGACGAAGACGAGGGUCACACUGUGGUCGCGACAGCCCGCGGUAUCUUCAACGGCAACGGCGGCGUCCUGAGCUCCAUCGAGACGGGGGUCAGCAUCAUUAUCCCGCAGGGCGCCAUCCCCGACGGAGUGGAGCAGGAGAUCUACUUCAAGGUCUGCCGAGACAACAGCAUCCUGCCGCCGCUCGACAAGGAGAAAGGAGAGACUUUGCUCAGCCCUCUGGUGAUGUGUGGACCUCAUGGCCUCAAGUUCUUGAAGCCUGUGGAGCUGCGCUUACCUCACUGUGCGUCAAUGACCCCUGAUGGUUGGUCUUUUGCUCUAAAAUCCUCCGACUCCUCGUCGGGUGACCCUAAAAGCUGGCAGAACAAGUCUCUGCCCGGAGACCCCAACUACCUAGUGGGAGCCAACUGUGUGUCUGUGCUCAUCGACCACUUUUAAAGGGGGGGGACGACCAGACCAGGAGGCGCAAUGUUGCUGAAUGCGGGAGAGAUGAAGGCGACGGGCUCAUAUUAAAACACACACGCACACACACACUGCACAUGCACUACAGCUGCAGUCCAACCGUACCAACGCAGCACACAGCGGAGUAUGAAGGAUAGGCGGUCGGUGCUGUUUACUGCUCCCAGAUGAAGGCGAGACUCUGUCGUCAGUUUGAAGUUUGGAUGUGAAGUAAAACCCUCUGGUGCAUGCCCCCCCCCCCCUCCCACAUCUCUAAAAUAUCAACGCUAUAUAUAAAGUGCUGUUUAUUCCUGUCAUUUACUGAAGUAUACCUGGACGGAUGGCUUUGGAAGCAGCAUACAUGCUUCAGAAAAGCAUCUUUAUGCUGUAUACGCCCGUACAGUGUAUAAAUAUAUAGACGUAUGGAAGGGAGUUGCUUAAACUGUAUUCAGGAGUUCAUUUCCAAGUUUAUUUUUUAGUUCAGGGGACGGAACAUGAAGAAUUAUCAGCAGGUUGAGGUUUUUUUUACUGAAGGUUUGCGAUAUGUAGGGACGUUGGAAAGGUAACGGCGAUGAACCGAAGCAGCACACUUAAAGACAUCUUUACUCCUUCCCUUUUUCUACCUUUUUCCUGUGAGAUCCGGUAGCUUCCUGCCCUUCCUCCCCUGAGCACCUCGUCUCCUUCCAGCCUGAGGGGGAUCUAUGCAUGUUCUUUACUCAGGUUCUGUAACCUUCCUCGGUUCCUUCCUGGCAUCUCUUUCCUCUUCCUCCCCGGCAACUCUUGCACUCACACACACAAAUAAGCAGCGAUGCCUUAUCUGCAGAUUAUUCACUUUUCAUAAAGAAAAAAAAAAGUACAUAACUUAUGAUAAAUUAUGGUAUAAUGGCAACUGUUUUUUUUGCCAUUGUUUUGUGGACCCACUGUAUAAAUAAACUUGGGUUUAACACUCGAUAACAGUUGGCAAAAGAUAAAGGUAAGCUCUUCUUUUAUCUGCUAUGCAUUACUGAAAAGACAGAUAAGAAGCGCUGUAAAUAAAGCUAGUAUAUUGCCUUGUUUCUUCUGUUUGUAAAUGAACUUUUUUUUUUAUGUCUUUCUUUUUUUGUAUAAAACUUAGAGAAAACAUUAAAAAGCAGAAGAAAGUGAACAAGUUUUCUUUGCAUUCUGGAUAUACCCUCAAGCCUUUGAACUGUAACCAACAAUAAUACAUCGAACCUUUUUCUACCAAUAUAUUCACACGAUGUGGACACAGAAAAAGUACUUUUUACUUAUUGGAGGAUCUCAUAAGUACUUGAACUAAAAGACAUUAAAACACGUGCUCUGACGGUGUCCCCCUCACUGAUUUGUGAUACCGGAUGCUAUAUUGUGUGCCCUUAAAUGUAUUUUUGUACUAAUAGACAAUAUAAUAUGUACGGCACACCGAUACAGUUUUAUUUUUAGUAUAACACAGCUUUAAUUGAAUAUUAGCUCUUCACGUGUGGCUGACUUUUUUUUUGUUUGUUUUUUUCCUCCUCUUCGACACUUUUACCACUGUAUUAAUAAAUAAAACCAUUUUGAAAAUAAAGUCCAUGGAGGUUGUUUUUAUAUGCCUAAAUUUUUUUUAAACACUUUGUUUUCCUUCCCUUUUUUGAUUUGCCUGGUUGUUGAGCUUAACUUAAGGUUCACUUCUUUCUUUUUUUUGUUGCACCACUGUGAUAUUGCUGCAAUGCUCAUUUAUUCUGGUUAUCUAAUUUCAUUUGGAUUAUAUUGAUUAAAUGCUUUUAUUAAAACAAAAUAAAAGAAAAUGUAGGUC
Messenger RNA from Fundulus heteroclitus (mummichog), 7713 nucleotides. It is a transcript of the gene tjp1a, whose product is annotated as tight junction protein 1a. Gene Ontology annotation, molecular function: cell adhesion molecule binding. The transcript is spliced from 31 exons. Gene Ontology annotation, biological process: cell-cell junction organization; establishment of endothelial intestinal barrier; cell-cell adhesion. Lineage: Eukaryota; Metazoa; Chordata; Actinopteri; Cyprinodontiformes; Fundulidae. Gene Ontology annotation, cellular component: bicellular tight junction; plasma membrane. The coding region runs from base 531 to 5924 and encodes 1797 amino acids. The record is from RefSeq and is a predicted model, not a curated record.